Mercenaria mercenaria is the source of this 1227-nucleotide messenger RNA. RefSeq names its product G-protein coupled receptor 39-like. The transcript has a single exon. Lineage: Eukaryota; Metazoa; Mollusca; Bivalvia; Venerida; Veneridae. Gene Ontology annotation, biological process: G protein-coupled receptor signaling pathway. The record is from RefSeq and is a predicted model, not a curated record. Gene Ontology annotation, molecular function: G protein-coupled receptor activity. The coding region runs from base 1 to 1227 and encodes 408 amino acids. Gene Ontology annotation, cellular component: plasma membrane.
AUGGACAGCGGGCAGCAAACUGGUUCCCAAAUCCCGAGGUUGAUAUGGAUCAUUGGAACGCCGAUAGUCUUCUGCAUAGGGAUUGUGGGAAAUGUUAUUACGAUAACUGUACUUUCAAAAAAGAAUCAAAAGAAAUCGUCAACAACGGUUUUCCUCACAGUGUUAGCAAUCACUGAUCUAUUAGUGAUGACAAUUUCCCUACCAAGAUGGUGGCUAAUUUACAUGUUUGGAAUAGACGUUCGUCAUUUGAGCAAUGGAAUGUGCAAGUUUCACUGGUUUCUUACAUACUUCGACAGCGCCGUCUCUAUUAGCAUUCUUGUUGCAGUGACCAUUGAGCGAGUAAUCAGCACAGUGAAGCCAUUUAAGAUGAAAACGUUUUGCACAGUUAAAAGUGCAGUCAUAAUCUCUGGCGCUAUUGUUAUAGCUAUGGUAUUAACCUAUGGUCAUGUUCUGUACGGCUUGGAAUUGUUUCACAAAGAAAUACCAAACAGGUCAAAUGGAAACACAAACAAUGAUGCAGAGACACUCACUGUUAACGAAAACGUAAUUACAAACCUUACAGAAACAACUUCAAACAGGCAGGAUUCUGACAUCAACAGAAACUGUAGCAUGUUCAAUUUGAAAAAAACAUCAAACUGUUCUACACAACAGUUACUUGUAGAAAAUGCAACAUUCUCAGAAGAAGGUACAGGGGUGUCUACACAUCUGAUAAAAAUGUGCUGGUUUAAAAAUCCAAAUUAUGGCAAGUUUUAUAGCGGUGCAUUUCAAAUAAUGAACAUCCUGCUUUACAAUGUCAUUCCUGAGACAAUUUUCCUCGUCAGUGGAAUCAUCAUUGUGAGAAAACUUACAACAAGCCGAAAACGUGUAGCACCAGAGGGGCCAAGACGCACUAGAAACCAACAAACUAUCAAUAGGGCAGAUGUUCAAUCAAAACAGAUCACAGUUUCAUUGCUUUUUGUAAAUGUUGUCUUUUUCAUCUGUACAACACCGAUUUUCAUUUUUCUUCUUGGGCGGUCAGUAUGGAUUGAUACGGAGAAUGGCAUGACGGAGACACAAGAGAUUAUCUGGGCUAUAUUUAACCUCCUGUUCUACACAAACCAUGCUGUGAACUUUAUCCUGUAUUUUCUCAGUGGAGCAAGGUUCAGACAGCAGGUUAUGGACACUUUACAUUGCAGGAAAUCUACCAUUAUUGAUAUUACAUCCAGAAGUCAAGUUAGCAGUGUUUAG